Solenopsis invicta (red fire ant) is the source of this 1240-nucleotide messenger RNA. It is a transcript of the gene eIF3f1, whose product is annotated as eukaryotic translation initiation factor 3 subunit F. NCBI's taxonomy places the organism in Eukaryota, Metazoa, Arthropoda, Insecta, Hymenoptera, Formicidae. The transcript has 5 exons. Gene Ontology annotation, molecular function: translation initiation factor activity; metallopeptidase activity; translation initiation factor binding. Gene Ontology annotation, cellular component: eukaryotic translation initiation factor 3 complex, eIF3m. The record is from RefSeq and is a predicted model, not a curated record. Gene Ontology annotation, biological process: translational initiation. Bases 116 to 973 code for a protein of 285 amino acids.
CAACUCUAGGAGUUUCGAAGCGUUAUAGGAAAAAGGCCGCCGUGGCCGCUCUCAGGUUCCUCUCUGUCGUGGAAUACCGGAACACGUUCAUUCCAAUUCCUUUCGUGCAGUAAACAUGGCGCUUAACCUCACCGUCAAGGUGCAUCCCGUGGUUUUGUUUCAAGUCGUAGAUGCAUAUGAACGACGAAAAGCGGAAUCAUUGCGCGUUAUCGGCACCUUACUAGGUACUGUGGAGAAGGGAAUUGUAGAGGUGACAAACUGCUUUUGUGUACCACACAAGGAAUCUGAGAGCCAGGUGGAGGCAGAUCUCACCUAUGGAAUGGACCUAUAUGACUUGAAUCAUCGUGUCAAUGCUCAAGAAAAUAUCGUUGGUUGGUGGGCCACUGGCAAUGAGGUUACCACACAUUCAUCUGUUAUUCACGAAUAUUAUGUGCGAGAGUGCAAUAAUCCAGUACACUUGACAGUUGACACUACGCUGGCAAAUACAACAAGGAUGGCAAUCAAAGCUUAUGUGUGUGUCCCAUUGGGUGUACCUAAUGGCAAACAGGGCUCCAUGUUCACUCCAGUCAAAGUUCAGAUUAAGUGUUAUGAACCAGAAGUAGUAGGACUGCAGCUAUGUUCAAAGACACAAUUGCCUUCUCACAUACAAGCAUCCGGAAUAAAGUCUACUGGAGGAAUAGAACCUAUGAUGGAUCUUGCACAAGUCUCAGAGGCUUGCUCUAAACUUUCUUUAAUGCUGGAACAAGUGCUGGCAUAUGUUGAUGAUGUUCUAGCAGGGAAGCAGCUGCCAGAUAAUCAAGUGGGUAGAGCUCUUUUAGAUAUGGUGCAUUCAGUACCGAAAAUGACGAGCGAUCAAUUUGACGAAAUGUUUAACAGUAAUGUUAAGGAUCUCCUAAUGGUUGUUGCGUUAUCUCAAUUGAUAAAAACUCAAUUGCAACUCAACGAAAAACUUACCCUUCUUACAACUCUAUGAUUAAGAGCGUUUUGAUUUUUCACGCUGUAUAAAUACGCAGGUGAAGAUCAAUAAUAACAGAUUCUUCUGAUAUAUUUUGAUUUGUUUUAAUAUCAUCAAUCAAUUGGAAUUAUAACAGUAUUUUGUGAAAACGCGAUUAUAAUUAAUAAAGUACAAAAAGUGCAUUAUUAAUGAUACAAUUAUAUAUACAAUUGCAUUAUAUGUGCAUUUUAUAAAUAAUUACAAUUAUUUAACAUAAUAAAUUACAGUUAUUUAGCGCUUGCUUUU